Oreochromis niloticus (Nile tilapia) is the source of this 1895-nucleotide messenger RNA. It is a transcript of the gene igsf5a, whose product is annotated as immunoglobulin superfamily, member 5a. The transcript is spliced from 9 exons. Bases 377 to 1576 code for a protein of 399 amino acids. Lineage: Eukaryota; Metazoa; Chordata; Actinopteri; Cichliformes; Cichlidae. The record is from RefSeq and is a predicted model, not a curated record.
GUGUAGCGGCAACCUUCGGUCCUUCUUUGCCGCUUCUGCAGGACGUAAAGUUUCUGACUCGUGCUCUUGUUAAAUCGCUUGUAUGCCUUUCGGUAGCAAAAACGAGGCGAAGGAAAAAGGAGCAAAACAUUUAUUCUCCAUACAAACCGAAAAAAUACAAACCAAAUGCCUCUGGUGGGAGCUCUGUUUACAUUCCCUUUAUGUUACAACGAAAACAACAUUAAACGGUGACGGUCAGAAAACUGUUGCUCCACGUCCUGCUUGCUAGCCUAACCUUUCUUCCCCCCCCACAUGCGGGCAAAAAAUACACACCCCCUUUACGACAUCUAUCAACACUUUACAACAACACAAAAGAUUAACAAAGCAGGAUUAAUUUAUGGAGCACAGCAUAUUACAACCAGGUUUGAACUUUGCUCCCUGUGAGAGUCGCAGGUGGAGUCAGCCACAGCGCAGCUCACCUGCUGUUUCAGGAAAUGAAGCGUUGAUCCACGGCACCCGCCAGGACUGGAGGUAUCACACACCGUCUAUCCCCAUCUUUGAGAUAAGCACUACCAUGACUGUCUCCUGGAUAUCAUGGGCUUCUCUCUUCUUCAUCUGUUUAUUACCCUGCACGAUGGGAGUGACAAACCAGUUUCAGCUGGAGCCGAUGACUGCAGCAGUGCUUAAAGGCUCCGAUGCCCAGUUCAUCGCCAGAGUGACCGGAUCAUGGACUAUCAUGACCUGGAUAGUUGGAGGGUUUCUGGUCCUCACAGUAAAUGGAAACACUACAAUAUCUCUAUCAGAGCAGUAUUCUGCUACAUUCUGCUCCAGUGAUAACAGCAGCUGUGUGGAGUUCACCAUCCAUAACAUCAGCCGCUCACUGUCCGGGCCCGUCACCUGUGCUGUUCAAGGGUUAUUUGGAGAAAAGACAGCACAGCUUUAUGUACAAGAGAACGGAAUGAUCAACAUCACAGGACCGAGCAUGAAGGUGAUGUAUGACCAGCAGGUAGAGUUCCAGUGUGUAACAGCUGGUUGGUACCCCAAACCUACAGUCACAUGGACUCUAAAUGGUAACGCUAUGAACAGCACCCUGGACAACUUCACCGAUAAUGGGGAUUUCUUUAACUCCACCAGUGUACUAACCUUCCAGGCAGUCAGAGACACCACAGUCAAAUGUUUGGUGAGCAUCCCAGCACUGACAUCCCCGCAAUCAACGUUUCUCUUCUUAGUAGUUGCUCCUAAUUGGACUGUGUUGAUAGCUGUGGUUGUGUCCUUUGGAAGUCUUGCUCUGCUGGUUUUGCUCAUCAUUGGAAUUUGGUUCUUCUACAAACGCAGGAAAGAAAAACAAACAAACUAUCAGGAUGAAAUGAGGAGAGUGAGGACACAGAGCCAGUUAAGUGGUGUGCAUGGACCCAGAAACAAAGAAGGACAAGUGAACACAACAUAUGUGCCGGAGGGUCAGACAAGUGUUCCUACUAGUGAAAUCACUGACAAUGGCGUAUUCCAGGUAUCUACUGUGGCAAACAGUGCACAAGCAGGUGUCUACAAUUUUGAGGAUCCAGGCUUCAUGAAACACAGACAUGUCACGAUUGUGUAAGGACAAACUGAGGACGUGACACGUCUCUGAAUGCUUGCGAGCCUGGGAACAAACCUGCACAGCAUCUAAAAGGUGCUCGGCUUUGUCUGGAUAAAAGGUGAUCUGGAUGACUGGAUCUGCUCAAACCAAAGACUGAUGUAGGGUGAAGGCUGUAGCUUCAGGUGGCCAUGCAGAUUUUAAAUCUUCCAUAAUUUAUUGUAGAGAAGAAAUCAUAUAACCCUGUGAUAUACGUACGAAUUGUGUACAUUUUUAUUGUAACAUUAUGGGAAUUUAAAUAUUCAAAAGUGAUAAAAGUGAUUAAACUUCUAAAUCCCUUAAA